Messenger RNA from Sus scrofa (pig), 2852 nucleotides. NCBI's taxonomy places the organism in Eukaryota, Metazoa, Chordata, Mammalia, Artiodactyla, Suidae. The record is from RefSeq and is a predicted model, not a curated record.
GCGGGGCUUCCCGGGGGUGGGACUCCGGCCUCCCCGGAGGGUGACCCGCGGUCCCGUUAGGUCCGAGGCCGCAAUGGCGGCACGCGCGUUGAGGCUGCUGACCAUGUUGUGGGUUGUCGCCGCCGCUGCCUCCCGAGCAGAGGCCGAAUCCGAGGCGGGAUGGGACAUGACGGCGCCGGAUCUGCUCUUCGCGGAGGGCACCGCGGCCUAUGCGCGCGGGGACUGGGCCGGGGUGGUGCUGAGCAUGGAGCGGGCGCUGCGCUCGCGGGCCGCCCUGCGCGCCCUCCGCCUGCGCUGCCGCACCCAGUGUGCCGCCGACCUCCCGUGGGAGCUGGAGCCGGACUCUCCCCCAAGCCUGGCGCAGGCCUCGGGCGCCGCCGCCCUGCGGGACCUGCGCUUCUUCGGGGGCUUGCUGCGCCGCGCGGCUUGUCUGCGGCGCUGCCUGGGGCCGUCGGCGGCGCACUCGCUCAGCGAGGAGCUGGAGUUGGAGUUCCGCAAGCGGAGCCCGUACAACUACCUGCAGGUCGCCUACUUCAAGAUAAACAAGCUGGAGAAAGCUGUGGCAGCAGCCCAUACCUUCUUCGUGGGCAAUCCUGAGCACAUGGAGAUGCGUCAGAACCUGGACUACUACCAGACCAUGUCUGGGGUGAAGGAGGCGGACUUCAAGGAUCUUGAGGCCAAACCCCAUAUGCACGAGUUUCGGCUGGGAGUGCGCCUGUACUCGGAGGAGCAGCCGCAGGAGGCCGUGCCCCACCUCGAGGCCGCGCUGCAGGAGUACUUCUUGGCCGACGAGGAGUGCCGCGCCCUCUGCGAAGGGCCCUACGACUACGACGGCUACAACUACCUGGAGUACAACGCCGACCUAUUCCAGGCCAUCACAGAUCAUUACAUCCAGGUCCUCAGCUGUAAGCAGAGCUGUGUCACCGAGCUCGCGUCCCACCCAGGCCGAGAGAAGCCCUUCGAAGACUUUCUGCCGUCACAUUAUAACUACCUGCAGUUUGCCUACUAUAACAUUGGGAAUUACACACAGGCCAUUGAAUGUGCCAAGACCUACCUCCUCUUCUUCCCCAACGAUGAGGUGAUGAGCCAGAACCUGGCCUACUACACAGCCAUGCUCGGAGACGAACCAGCCGGAUCCAUCCGCCCCCGUCAGAGCGCCCAGGAGUACCGACAGCGAAGCCUGCUGGAGAAAGAGCUGCUCUUCUUUGCUUACGACGUUUUUGGAAUUCCCUUUGUUGACCCGGAUUCGUGGACUCCGGAGGAGGUGAUUCCCAAGAGACUGCAGGAGAAACAGAAGUCCGAACGGGAAACAGCCGCCCGCAUCUCCCAGGAGAUCGGAAACCUUAUGAAGGAGAUUGAGACCCUCGUGGAGGAGAAGGCCAAGGAGUCGCUGGACGUGAGCAGGCUGACCCGGGAAGGCGGCCCCCUGCUUUUUGACGGCAUCCGUCUCACCAUGAACUCCAAGGUCCUGAACGGCUCCCAGCGGGUGGUGAUGGACGGCGUCAUCUCGGCCGAGGAGUGCCGGGCGCUGCAGAGGCUGACCAACGCGGCAGCGACUUCGGGAGACGGCUACCGGGGUCAGACCUCCCCGCACACCCCCAGCGAAAAGUUCUACGGCGUCACCGUCUUCAAGGCCCUCAAGCUGGGGCAGGAAGGGAAGGUCCCCCUGCAGAGCGCCCACCUGUACUACAACGUGACCGAGAAGGUGCGGCGCGUCAUGGAGUCCUACUUCCGCCUGGACAGCCCCCUCUACUUCUCCUACUCCCACCUGGUCUGCCGCACAGCCAUCGAAGAGGCACAGGCUGAGAGGAAGGACAGUAGCCACCCCGUCCACGUGGACAACUGUAUCCUGAACGCCGAGGCCCUCGUGUGCAUCAAGGAGCCCCCCGCCUACACCUACCGGGACUACAGUGCCAUCCUUUACCUGAAUGGAGACUUUGACGGAGGAAACUUCUAUUUCACUGAACUAGAUGCCAAGACUGUGACGGUGAGUGUCCUUGUCCCCAUCCCUGGGAGACAGAAACCCACAAGGCGCAGUGGGCAGAACGGCCAGUCUUCCAAGUGGCCAGCACUCCCCUCCCCAAACCAGGGGGGCCUCCGACGGGUCCCCUUUCUCUUUGGCUCUGGCCUUUGGGAAGCCAGGCUGAGAAGCCACCCCGUCCUGGACCCGAGUGACCCCAGCCCUCCUGAAGGCAGGUUCCAGUCUCUGUCCUGUGCAGCCCCCUCGUUGUCCCCUUUAGGCAGAGGUGCAGCCCCAGUGCGGAAGGGCCGUGGGAUUCUCUUCGGGCACCGAAAACCCACACGGAGUGAAGGCUGUCACGAGAGGGCAGCGCUGUGCCAUCGCCCUGUGGUUCACUCUGGAUGCGCGACACAGUGAGCGGGACAGGGUGCAAGCGGAUGACCUGGUGAAGAUGCUUUUCAGCCCAGAGGAGACGGACAUCCCCCACGAGCAGCCCCCGGAAGCCCAGGAGGGCCCCCUCCCGCCUGCACAGGAGACCGUCUCCAGCAGUGAGUCGGGGCACAAGGAUGAGCUCUGAGAGCUCACACGAGGACAGCGAUCGGACCACGUGAGAACUCGCUCCUGCACCCUGGACCGGCCAGCCCUGGGCCAGGAGCAGCAGGGAACUUAGGUCUGCUGCCCAGCUGAGGGGACUCUGCUCCCCGCCGUCCGGCACGGUGCUACUGCUCUUGGAGAGGACAUGGCAGGACGGCCCUCUCCUCCAGACCUGACCGAGGGCUCGGGGUGCAGGCCCAGAGCUGCUCCAGGGGCCUCACAGGCAGCCACGUGACAGCCCUGCCGUAUUUAAUGUCUGUGUCGAUGACCAAAGAAUAAACGAGUCGUGGUUUCUUAC